Molecule: messenger RNA, 3037 nt
Organism: Apis florea (little honeybee)
Lineage: Eukaryota; Metazoa; Arthropoda; Insecta; Hymenoptera; Apidae
Gene: rau
Product: RA domain-containing protein rau
Biological process (GO): signal transduction; positive regulation of fibroblast growth factor receptor signaling pathway; positive regulation of epidermal growth factor receptor signaling pathway
Source: RefSeq, a predicted model, not a curated record
CUCGUAAGUUUACUACGCCGACUUUACACAACGGCACACGCGUCCCCUUCAGUCGUAGCGCAGCUCUCGUCGCGUGUGGAACGGUCGCGUAUUCGGUGCGACGGGUGAUUUCAACGCUGGACGAGGCGCGUCGUUUUUUUCACGUAUUUUUUCUCUUCGUCCGUGCAUCGAAUUUUUCGCAAUCGUUUUUCGAGGGGGAAAAAGCAAAACUGAGAAUAUAAAAAAAAUAAACUCGUAUUUCGUGAAUCGUGAAACGUCGACGAAGGUAGUUUUUUUUUCCUUUUCGCGUAAAGUGUAUCGUACACUACAGUGCGUCGAUCCAGUUUUUCGAAAAUUAAUAUUUUAAUGGACGAAAUCGAAGAGGGUUUAACAACAGUGACUGUUCAAUAGAUAAUGUGUUGUUAAUCGAAGGGACAAUCUCAAGGGGGAAGAGAAUUCGUCUGGAAGCGUCGUAGCGGUGUAACAUCGUAUUGGAUGCACUCAAUGCCACUUGUUCGCCAAGUGUAAACAUGAUUCCCGCGCAUUGACGUAUGCACCGGACCGCGAGUGCGGGCUGCACUCAGCUGUGAAUUCGUAAAAGUGAGAUCAAAGAGGCAUGCUGAAGCACGUGUCAGUCUCUCCUUGGAGAGGACGAGCGGACAGCGUGAGUCUCGCUUCGAGCGGAGGUACGAGUAGCUGCGGAAGCGGAAGUCCUACCCCUGGACACACACCGCCGCCUUCGAGAGCGUCCUCCUGCGUUUCACUUGCACCCCUAACCGCCCUUUCCAGCUUCUCACCCUCCGAUGCGACGUCACAACAGACAACCAUAAAGGUGUACGCCAACUGCCUUCGGCCAGACAUCGAGUACAAGACCCUGAGCAUCACGUAUGAAACGACUUGCCGUGAAAUCGUCCAGAACCUAUUGAACAAAUACCGAAUGAGGCACCGUGACCCGAGACUGUUCUACCUCACCAUGGAGGUGACCGUGAGGAGACCGAACGUGAGGACCGUGCUUCCACUGGACGAGGACGCGAGGCCGGCCGUUCUUCAAUCGUGUCAUCCUCGUGGCGAUUCCAGAUUCUCGUUGCAGACCCGCCGCGGAGGACUUGUCAAAAUAUACGACAGCGCGCUCAUGUCCGGAUCGAAAUACAAAAGUCUGCUGGUGUCCGAGCAGACCACGGUCGAUGAAUUGAUCCAGAUGUUAUUGAGUUGCUACAGUUCUAAAGAACGCGUCGAGCAAUUCUCCCUUUACGAGGUCUGCGAAGGUGAAGAGUAUCAAAGGAAGUUGCAUCCUGACGAUUCACCCCUUAAAGUCACGCAACGAUGGUCAAGCGCCGAUCGUCAUCUUCGCAUAAGACGCAAUCCAGACUACAAUCCUCAUAGAAGAAAAAGUAUGUGGGCGUCAGACUCGAGCAUCAGCAUGGCGAUGUCAAGACUGAACCUACACGGCACCCAUCAGACUCAUUACAACCAAGGGAAUGACAACAACAACCAUUUAGCGUUGUAUCAGCGCAAAGAUACAAGUUCGAUCAAUAAUAACAAUAUCCAUAAGAUCGAUCAGCAUCUAUCUUUAGGCUCUUUGAAUCAGCAGCCAAGAAUCGUGGUGCCCCAUGCGACGCAACUUCCGCAGUUGCAAAUCCCACGGUUGCAACAAUUGCCUCAAAGUGUUCCAUCAACGCCAAUCUCGUCGAAACACAUUACGGCGACCUCGUAUGCGGACUAUGAAAAUUAUUUGUUCAUAUAAAUAUUUUAAUUUUACAAUUUUAUUUCGUGUAUAUUUGAAUUAUAGAUUGAAGAAGAUUACAAGACGCGAAAUGGAUUGAGUUGCAGCUGUUCCAAAUGCGCUGAUAGUUUGUUGCAGCUUUUAAAUCGUAUUGAACAGUAUUUAAACAGUUUGAUUGAGCAGUGAAAGAAAGCUUCGUUAUAAGCAGAAUUUGGAAUGAUUUUUUGAAGUAGAAUUAAUGAAUUUCUUCUUUGCAAAGGAGCAUAUUUAAGAUUGCACGAAUUCUUUAGAUUUGAGUAGUUCGAUAUGAUGAUAAGUGGUAGAUGGAACACGGUUCGUGUCUCAGCUUUUCGCGUCGAUAAAACGGAACAAAGAGAAUUUACAAUUAUAGUCAAUAGCGAGAAACAAUUGUACCAAAGGUAGACGUACGAAAUGUUAGAUAAAUAGUAUAUUCAUCUUUAUAUUGUAUAAAUGUGUUGCGUUAGAAAGAUACGCUAAAAAUUGAUUAAGAGAAAAAAAAAAUAUAACGUAUAAGUCUUUGAGACUUAUCUAAGAAAAUUAUCGAAUUUGAAUUUUACCAUGAGAAUUGUACCAUGAGAAUAUUUUACGAAGAAAAUUUGUAUAAAAUUUAUACAAUUGUAUGGUAUAAAAUAGAGUUUAACAUCUCAUAUUUAUAUGUCGAAAAUUAUAUUUUAUCCAAGAGCGUUGCAGAAUGCAACCUCUAUUAUUUAUUUAUAACAAUCGUGUAGUGUCUAAGAGAACGAGCCUGAAAUUUUAAGUUAUUUUAUAAUAGAAUCCUGUGCUGUAAAUUUCGUCGUGCAAUACGAUCGAACAGGGUUCGAAUAUAUUCGUGUAAAUACAUCCAAUAAACGACGUGUUACAACAAUUUUAAUAAUUACACUAGCCAGUCGCAAAUGUAAAUGUUGAUAUAAUUCUAUAUUUUAAUUCUGUAUGUAUACGUCGUUCCUGUGCGAAAUUAUCGUAUUCAUUUAGUUGGCAUUUAAAGACGCUACAUAUUAUUGAUGCGUUAUUUUUUUUUUUUUUAUAUAUAAUUCAUUGUAAAUAGAAAAGUUCUCUUUUACUAUUACGUUUCGUCAAUGUUGCACUGAUUGCCAAAGAAUCGUUAUGGAAUGAAAAAUAAAAACAAUACGUUUAAUCGUACGACAAAACGAAUAUAAGUUAUCUUCUUUGUCACUUGCACGUAUUGAAAUUAAAAAUUAUCACGAGUCGCAUAGAAAUUGUAGAAAUUGUGCAAGUAGGACUUAACAGCGUAACGAGUACAAUGAAUAAUUUGUAUUAUUUUGAAUAACAAAUAGAGUGUAAAUAUUCAUUUUG